CGCCAUUCCCGUUGCUUUACGCUUUUUUAAUAACUAAAAGGUCAGUGUUUCUCGUCAAGUUACGUUUCCGUCGUAAGAAAUUUACCUUUGGCAGCAGGUGAGGUCAAAUGCGGAGGAAAGGAGCGGAAGAGGUUUGCUGACAGGUAAAAGGGGACUAUUUACUCUUCAACCAAGAGGGGGGAUACAUGGAAGACAGCAGAGGUGCGUUGGUCGAGAGCCUUAUAAUAUGGCUGCAGACCUUCAACACUCCUGCACCCUGCACGACAGUGGAGGAGCUCACCACUGGAGCCGCAAUGUCCCAAGCCCUGCAUCAGAUAGACCCUGCAUGGUUCAACGACGGAUGGCUCAGUCGCAUCAAAGCAGACGUGGAGGACAACUGGAGGCUGAAGAUGAACAACCUAAAGAAGAUCCUUCAGAUGGUUGUUGACUAUUAUAAAGAGGCUUUAUCCCAGGAAAUCUCAGACUUUCCACUACCGGAUCUGUCCCUGGUGGCUGAGCACGCCGACCCAGUGGAGCUGGGGAGGUUACUGCAGCUCAUCCUGGGCUGCGCUGUCAAAUGUGAGCGCAAACAAGAAUACAUUCAGAUCAUCAUGACUUUGGAGGAGUCUGUUCAACAUGUUGUCAUGACAGCCAUCCAAGAGCUCAUGAGCAAAGAAACCACCAGCCCAUUUGCAGCAGAGCUGUCAGGAGACUUGGAGCAGCAGCUUAAAAAAGCACUGGAGGAGCUCACUGAACUUCUCUCAGAAAAGGAGGCCCUCGCACAACGCUGUCAGGAGCUAGACAUGCAGGUAACUGUCCUUCAGGAGGAACGAAACAGCUUGCUGGCAGAGAAUGACGUGCUAACAGACCGAGCCAAUCAGCUGGACACGUUUGAUGACCCAAGCACGCCCUCAGGAAAAAAACACAGCCACCUGCAGCUGCAGUUUGAGUCGCUGCAGGAAGAAAACUUCAGGUUGGAGGCUGCUAAGGAUGAUUACCGAAUCCACUGUGAGGAGCUGGAGAAGCAGCUGAUUGAGCUUCAGCAUCGCAAUGACGAGCUCACCAGCCUGGCAGAGGAAUCCCGCGCUCUUAAAGACGAGCUGGAUGUCCUGAGGAACUGCUCGGAUCGGGUGGUAAUGCUCGAGGCCUCGGUAGAAACGUACAAGCGCAAGUUGGAGAAUCUUGGUGAUCUAAAAAGGCAGAUGAAACUGCUGGAAGAAAAUAAUAUGACCUACAUGCAAAACACUGUCAGUCUGGAGGAAGAGCUUCGCAAAGCCAACGCUGCCCGUGCACAGCUGGAAACAUACAAGCGACAAGUUCAGGAGCUUCACAGAAAACUGUCUGAAGAGACGAGGCGAGCGGAUAACCUCGCUUUUGAGAUGAAGAAGUUGGAGGAGAAACAUGAAGCUACAAUGAAGGAGAAGGAGAGGAUCAUCAUUGAAAAAGAUUCUCUGAAGGAAAUCAAUGAAGAACUGCGAUGCACUCAGGCCCAGCAGCACCAGCUCUCUCAAGCAGGGAUUUUCCCCUCUGGGAGCCCCAGCCAUGAUAACCUGGCAGCGGAGUUAAUCCCCAUUGAAUAUAGGGAAAAGUUCAUGCAGCUGCAGCAUGACAAUAAGAUGUUGAGGGUGCAGCAGGAGGAUUACGAGCAGGAGAAGGUCGCUGAUCUGCAGGUCCAGUUGGAGGAAGCGGAUAAGACUCGCAGCCAACUGGACACUGAGAACAGACUGAACCGAGAGCGGAUCAGUGAGCUGCAGCAGCAGGUAGAGGAUCUGCAGAAGGCCCUGCAGAGUCAGGCAGCCAAACCUGAUGAUUCAAACCUGAAGAGGAAACUGGAUGCACACAUGGUCCAGCUGAAUGAGGCUCAGGAUGAAAUCAUGAAGAAAAAAGAACUAUUGGAGGAUCUUCAGCCUGAAAACACUCAGACUUCUUCUAAAGUGGAUGAGCUAAUGGCUGCUCUCAAGAAGAAGGAUGAUGAUAUGCGGGCCAUGGAGGAGAGGUACAAGAUGUACCUGGAGAAAGCUCGAAACGUCAUACGAGCGUUGGACCCCAAACUGAAUCCUGCCACUGCUGAGAUUCAGGCUCUGCGGAACCAGUUAGCUGACCGGGACAAACACAUCGUCACCCUUGAGCGUCAGUGUGAGCAGGCCAGGCUGAGAGAGUAUGAGGAGAAGCUGAUCGUCACUGCCUGGUAUAACAAGAGUGUGAACUUUCAGAAGUUGGCCAUUGAAUCGCGCCUUGGGGGCCCCACUUUCCACACGCUUUCCCCUGGCCAGUCCUUCUUAUCGCAGCAGCGCCAGGUCUCAAACGCACCCCGGCGAGCUUCCUCCAUCAGCGUGCCAGCUCCCACUCCCAAAUAGACCUCGCUUCAGGGCUGAAUGUCUCUAUUCUUCUGAAAUAAGGCAGGAAUUUACAAACCCAGCUCCUUCUGUCCAGCGAGCACACAAGUGGCCUUAAACUCUCCUGCUUUCAGCUUUUGGGGGGAGGAGUCAAAGAUGAUCUGAUUAGGAAGAACGAGCGUUUAUGAAACAUAACACACAGGUCACAGCAUGUUGUUUAUUGUACUCACUCUCUGUCCUCUCUAUCCUGUGGUUUCACGUUAAUCUAGACACAUCAGUCCACUUCACGUAGAAUUAGGCUUUUUCAGGAAUGACACAAAUAUCUGCUUAAUAUUUUUUAAGUGAUUAGAGCUUUAUACUAAUGAAUGUUAUUCAAAUCAUGUGACUUGUGCUGACUGUAGACGCAUUUAUAAAUAUCAUCACAUAUAUUUUGUUCUCCAGCAGUGAUGGUAAGAAACACUUUGCAUUUUAAUCACUAACUUGUGGUGCUGGCCACCAACAACAACAAUCCUGCUUUUUAUUUUCUUAAAAGCUGUGAAAGUCAUAUUGAGCGCCGUCUGCCUUCGAGAGACGGCGUUCUUCUACUGGACUGGUGUUGUGGCUGCAUGUUCUCAACCAGCAGAACUCUCUAUUCACUGAGAAUUUAGUCAGAAUGAUGAUAUUUAAUUAAAAAAACAUGUUACAUGGGAAAUAAAUUGUACAUUUUGAAUGUAAAUAUGAUUAAAACACCAGCUUUGAUCCAAAUGAGAAUCAGGUUUAACGUCCGUACAGCACCUACAAAAAAUUGUAAAAUGAGAUUUAUAGAAAUGAUUGUUUGUGUCUUGGAAAGUUCAGAGGCUAAUAUUGUUUUUAAUGUUGACGGUUAAUUGAUUUCACACAGAAUGAAUUGAGUUCUUUUUUAAGUUUGUCUGCGUAAAUCUUUUCUUGUGCUCA
Oryzias melastigma (Indian medaka) is the source of this 3248-nucleotide messenger RNA. RefSeq names its product hook microtubule-tethering protein 1 (gene hook1). Bases 186 to 2336 code for a protein of 716 amino acids. Gene Ontology annotation, biological process: cytoplasmic microtubule organization; cytoskeleton-dependent intracellular transport. Gene Ontology annotation, cellular component: cytoplasm; centrosome. The transcript is spliced from 22 exons. Gene Ontology annotation, molecular function: dynein light intermediate chain binding; microtubule binding. The record is from RefSeq and is a predicted model, not a curated record. Lineage: Eukaryota; Metazoa; Chordata; Actinopteri; Beloniformes; Adrianichthyidae.